CAUCUUCUUCGCUUUCAACGAGAUGCCACCAAUGACAUGAGUAGUUUUGCCGUCAAUGAGUGAAGCGGCAACUCCCGUGUACGCCGCUUUUAUCAGCCAGCUCGACACGCCCCGAUUUCGAAAUGCUUGGGUGGCUUUAGUGAUCACUUUUGACUUGCCCGUUCCGCCUUCACCGUGGAUAAGCAUGCGCAGGGGAGGCAUUCCAUGCCCAGCGAGCGUGUGCUUGAGGUGCCAGACGAUUAUGUCAUAUGCACGCUGCUGAUCUGGCUGUAACACGAUUUCCUCCUCCUUCGAUGGAUCAACGUCGUUAUUGGCGGUGUCCCCAUUGAAUGACCUGCGUUUGCGUUCCUCUGGCGCUUCUAUGUUGUCGGCAAUCAUCUCGACGGACGGCAGAACAUCGUUUGUCUCCUGGGCGGAUUCAGGGCGCUCUUCAUCUUCCGAAUCUUCUGCUCUGGCGCCCAUGUCGUUUUGCACUUGCACGACGCGAUCAAGCUCUCUACGCCAUUUGAUAAGAUUGCUUAGAUCGUUUCCGGUUGCAGGCAAUGCUUUGACUAGACGCGCAAUUUCAAUGGCCAUGCGCCCGUGCGCUGACUCGCGAUUCGACGUCUGGGACUCAAGGAGAGCUUUGAUCCUGUUCUGCGUGAUGGCUACCUGGUCGGCAUCUUCGUCAAAAGACUCGAAGUUGGACUCGUUCGUUGGAAGUUGAUCUGGUAGAACUGGAUGUUUGCGAGGAGGUCACAGGUGCGCUCGGGUGCACUCUCCAAGAAAGCGGCAAAAGCUUCUUGCCAUGACUGCGAAUUAGUCUUCAGGUCGUCCUCGAGCUUACGCCAGGGCUUGAGCAACAUCAACAUGGAUGCACAGUAGAAAUCUCGACGCUCAUUGUCAUCGCGCCGCGGAAACCAUGGCCCAAUGAAAUUCGGAAGCGUAUUGUGUCCGCCGGAUCGCAAAACACGCUGUUUCUGGUUACGCGAUGGAUGACCGUGGAGGUAACGGAAGCGCGUGCUUUUCGGCCGUCCACGUUGAGCAUUCACGGGUGCAGUUGGCAACGCUUGGUCACGAACGCUGACUUCUACUUCAUGUAAUCAGAGAUUUGAUUCUUGACGUAGAGUCGCCCGCGACCGUCCACUUUCAACGUCACGUUGGCCUGCUCAGCGUCCUGGGUAUCCGCGGAUGGGUCGCCGGUAACAGGUGGUUGCGUGGAUGACUCGGAAUGUGGAACCGUUGCAUGCUCGUCCGAAAGCUGCCUAUCAUCACUUGGCCACUUAGUAACUUGGACUUUGAAAAUAAACAACUUACUGGUUCGAACGCAGAUCGGGAACGGAUGAUAGCAGUUCGGACACGAAGGACGACCAAUAUAUCGGCACAUAGCGAUGUGAGUGGUAAUUGUCGCCCCAACCCAUCAGAUACGAUAUGACCAUGGGGGCACCGAGUUCUUGUUCGCGGUUGAUGGCGUGGAUGAGCCGGAAGAGCAGGAGUUGCUGCGUUUCACGCAGCGCUCUCACUUUUUCGCCCUCGGCUUCGUUUUGACGCGCUAGGUGGUAUGCGUAUCCUUUCGCCAAGAUAGCGGAGAUAUUUUGGUGUCG
Messenger RNA from Mycena citricolor, 1583 nucleotides. The record is from the annotation of a GenBank genome assembly. Lineage: Eukaryota; Fungi; Basidiomycota; Agaricomycetes; Agaricales; Mycenaceae.